AUGUCGCUGCUGAUGUUCGAGGACGGCGGGGCGUGGUGGAGUGAGCUGAAGCCGGGCCAGACGAUCGGCGAACAGUACUGCGGUGACGCGGACAUCGUCAAGACGUACCCGCUGCCAGACGAUGGCUCGAAGCCCUCCUGGCUGGGUAGGAAGUUCUAUCGGUUUCGAGUGUACCCAAGCCGCGAGGAGUUCGUGGACAUGAUCAAGCGUGGGUAUCGGGCAGCGGUGGCUUACGACCCUGGCUCUGGGGUGGCGCCUCCUGUGCUGGACGACGUGCUUUUGCCGACGGGCGAGAUGGUGCCGAUCGGCGAGCUGAUCCCGCACUGGCCUGCGCCAGCUCGCCGAGUUGCGCUGCGCGGCCAGGCCUUUGUCGCGGCUGGCGACCACGAUGCGCUGGUGCUGGACGGGUCCUCCGACGCCCACUGCUGGCUGAUGCGGCCGGAGGCGGUGCCCGAUGUGGUGGCCAAGGGGCGUGCACGCUGGCAGCCUGGAAACGGCGCGGCCACGGGCGCCUGCAGGCCCUCGGAUGGCUCGCUGCGGGGCGCGCUGGGCUUUGAGGCCGACGGCGCGGCCGCUCCCAGGGGCGCAGAUCCCGCCGCCGACGUUCGCACGCUCUGGGUCGAGCAUGACAGCCAGGGAGAGAGAUUCAAGUGCUGGCGGGACGUGACCCGCGAGAGUACUCAGGGGACUUUCUCGGGCACGCCUCUGGAGGGCCCUGGCGCCGCCCUGUUCUUGGCAAAGCAUUUCGACCGCCACGGCGGCGACCCUCGCCAGUGGCUCCUCACGUGGCUGAGGGAACGCAAGAUAGAUGGGUCGGAUCGGACUCACCAUGAGAUGAUGGUGCUGCGCGACGCUCUUUACGUUGCAGGAGUUUACGAUCAAUUGAAUGUUGGAGCCCUCGCAUCAGUCGAGACCUUGUGCCGUCGUAUCCAGAUAAUCAUCGAUGCGUACGCUAACCCUCAGAAGGUCACCUGGGGGCACGCCAAGCUGUACAUGGGUGCUGGCACGCCCGAGAACCCCGCAAGCCCGGCCCUCCAGUCGUUUGCUGCGCGGCGGGCCAAGGAUCGGGCUGACGCGGUCGCGGAGCACGCGGAGGUCGCGGCGGCGGGGGGCGCGACGGCGGCGGCCGAGGCCGGUGGCCGUCCUCGGAGGGACUUCUUCCCCCUGCCUGUUCCUGCCAUGCCUGCAGGCCCUGCCACUUCGACUCGUUCGGCAAAGAAGGCUUGGGGCCGUGCUAGGCGGCGCGCAAAGAUGGUGCAGGGGGCGGUCCACGGACUGAACUGGCUUGCUGGCUACGACACUUGGGGCCCUUCUCAGGAGCCUGCGACAACUGGAGUUUUGACGCCCGAGGUGAUGGCCCGCGCGGAAGGCCUGGUCAAGGACUGGGAGCCCAUGCCUGAGGCCCUCUCGGGGCGGGAGGCCCUCCGAGACCUCCUGCGCGGCCAGUCCCUGUACGAGCUGGGGACUGGCUCCGCGAACCUCGCUGCCUUCGACGCCGACCUGGUGUCCCUGCCGAGCGACGUGUCGGGGUCCCCUCCGAUUGAGUCGCUGCUGGACGCCGAGGUCUCUCGCUAUUUGGAGGACUAUCAUGAGCUGAUGCUGCGACCCGUGACUGACUUGGAGAGUAUCGAAUCCGAGACACGUGAGAUCACACCCUAUACCGAUAGAAAGCUGCUUUACACUAAGAAGGCCUACCACGGCUUCGUCAGACGGCUCUGGGGUCUUGGAAUGCUGGAUGCAACCCUCAGGCCCAUGGAGAGGAUCGGGAUCUUCUUCGUCUGGAAGAGCAACAGGACACGUCUCAGGCUGAUCAUCGACGCUCGGAGAAGCAACUGUUGGUUCCGUGUCCCGCCAGGCGUCCGCUCGUGCACUUCGGGGGCCUUCGCGAACGUCGAGAUUGGCGAUGGCGUCUUAGCGGGCCUGGAGGGUAUCAGACUGCACCUCGGCAUGGCUGACGCGAAGGUGCCCGCGCGGGUGCUGGGGCUGCGCGGGCUGCGCGGAGUGCAGCUCAAGCCCGCCGACGCAGCGUGGCCCACCUCCGCCUCCAUGUGGACGGGGUUUGCUUGGUCGCUGUACUUCCCGGAAGGCUGGCGAGCGGCUGGCGGCCGCGGCGCCCAGCUUGCACGUGUCGGCGCUGCUGCGCGACAGGUCGCCCCCCCUGGUGCUGGCCGAGGGCCGCCCCGCCGCUGCGUGCACGUGGACAACCUGGGCGCCUUCGCCCGGGGCCGGGGCCUGGCCCAGAGCGCGGUCCGCGAGUGGGAGGCGAGCUUCGCUGCCCACGGGCUGGAGCUCCACGGCGGAGAGGUGGCGAGCAGGGACAUCCGCGCCUUCGGCUGCCGGCUUGACGGCCAGCGGCUGCGGCGGUCGCGGCGGCGGCUGUCGAAUCACCUGGGAGCGGUGCUGGGUUUCGAGAAGGAGGGCCUGAGCUUGCUGGAGGACAAGGCAGUGACGGCCAACAUGCGGCGCUACUACUCGAGCCACCUCCAGGACUUCGAGACGUUCGCAAAGGGGCUCGACCCAACGCUCGCGGGCGACGACGACGUGGACGGCUGGCUCGCGAAGCUCUUCAAUGCGAGCUUCCUCCCUGGCCGGCAACCGGACUAUGGGGAGAAAAUGCUGGCAGCCUUUGCCGACCGCCACCCGGCCUUCAGCAAGGCUGGCAGGCGGCGGCCCCCCCGGGCCUGGCGCUGCCUGCGGGGCUGGCACCGCCUUGCGCCUGGCCGCUCCAGGCGUCCUCUGCCUCAGGCGGUGUGGAAGGCGAUCGCCGCCGACCUCUGCCUGCGGGGGCGCAAGUUGAUGGCCGCGUCCGCCCUCCUGGGCGUGGGGCCUUACUUGCGGCCCCACGAGCUGAUGAAGAUUCAACCCGAGGACCUGCCCCCCCCCGCGCGGGGUGCAUCGGGGCACUGGUCUCUCGUCAUCUGCCCGCAGAACAGGGGCAUCACCACCAAGACGGGGGCGAUGGACGGCAGCGUGGCGCUGGACUGCAAGUGGCAGCUGGAGCCGACGCCGCUAUGGUCUGCGCUGGCGGGGGCUCCCAAGGACAAGCCCGUCUGGACGUUCACGUACCCAGAGCUGGCAAGAAAGUUCAAGGAGACGCGCAGCCAGCUCGGCGUCCCAGCGGUGCCCGACAUGAUGCGGCACAGCGGCCCCAGCAUCGACGGGGCCCUGCAGCUCCGCCCCCUCGACGAGGUGCGCAAGAGGGGGCGCUGGGCAAACCGCAAGUCGGUCGUUCGGUACGAGACGGCGGCGAGGCUGAGCAAGGCCUGGCACGACCUUCCCUUGGCGACCCGGACGCGCUGCGAGGCGCUUGACGCGCGCUUCGAGGAGCUGCUGCUGCGAGGUGCCAGCCGCGCGGCUGGCGGCACGGAGCGGCGUUGA
Messenger RNA from Prorocentrum cordatum, 3378 nucleotides. The record is from the annotation of a GenBank genome assembly. NCBI's taxonomy places the organism in Eukaryota, Dinophyceae, Prorocentrales, Prorocentraceae.